This is a messenger RNA of Vicia faba (fava bean), 477 nucleotides long. Lineage: Eukaryota; Viridiplantae; Streptophyta; Magnoliopsida; Fabales; Fabaceae. The record is from the annotation of a GenBank genome assembly.
AUGGAGAAGGUGGAUUGUAAAUUGAUGAUGAAUGUGUGCUGCGGUAUUGAACGGAACAAGGGCGGAGUGAAUCACGGAUUAGUGAUUGUGGAUGGUAAUAGUGAGGCGACGGGAAGAAGGCAGUGGUCUUGUUACGGUGAGGAUGGUUGGGAACAGUGGAAUGGGUUUGUGAUGAAAGGUGAACAGAGGCAGAGGGAAUUGGACAGGAUCAGAGGUAGUGGUGUUGCGUGUGAUAGAGGCGAUGAUGAUGGAUACCGUGACAGAGAAGGGCGUUGUUAUAGGGCGUGGAGCAUGGGAAGUUGGAGAGAGGGAGUAUUGGUUUUGGUAACAGAAAUUGGGACGGAAAGCAGGUUCGUUGGUGUUGUUGUUAAGGAGAAAGAAGGAGAUGUUAAUGAUGGUGGGGUAAUCAAAGGAAGCGGAAGGAGAUGUUUGGGUGAAGGUGUUUGUGGCUUUGGGGAUGGGUUUGGAGUGGAGUGA